Molecule: messenger RNA, 3630 nt
Organism: Harpegnathos saltator (Jerdon's jumping ant)
Lineage: Eukaryota; Metazoa; Arthropoda; Insecta; Hymenoptera; Formicidae
Exons: 5
Coding region: 1540-3150 (536 amino acids)
Source: RefSeq, a predicted model, not a curated record
CGUUCUGUGCCGGUUACGGCGAGGCACAGCGAGGCGAGAGAAGAUGCGAUGCGCGAGGCGGGAAAUGACAGUUUAUUAAAUUAGAGUCACCAUGGCGACCGGUGGUCAAGGAAAUGGGUGACCGCGGGCAGUCGAAGUCCGAGUCGGACGGUGCAUUUAGCGGUCGAUCGGCGCCGGUUUCGGUCGCGCGACGGCAACUAUACAUUAUAAUAAUUACGACUACAACGGCGGCGACGAGACAAAUAUGACGGCGACGAGACAAAUAUGACACGGUGACGUAACGUAGCAUAACGUAAAUGUGAUUCUCUGUUUCCGAAAGCGGGAGAGACAGGAAGAAGGAGAGAGAGAGGGAGAGAGAGAGAGAGAGAGAGAGAGAGAGAGAGAGAGAGAGAGAGAUAUGUAACAAUCACGUGUCUCGUCGAUCGAAUUGGUCUCGUACACCUACGACACAUACAGACAACACGUGUACACAUGCAAACACACACAUACGAUCUCGCGAUCGCACGUGCGGCCCGAUGAAAAAUCGUCGCUCUUCCGUAGCAGCGAGCGCCAGCUGUAGCGAAGCGCACGAUCGAUCGGCACGGGGGCUGGCUCGAUGCGUCGAUCGACGGCCAGUUCGUGAUCGUUGGUGUUGGUGAUUUGUUGACAAACGUCGGCACUCGCGCGAGGAUUCCGUGGCGUUAUCGUCGUCGUCGGAAGUUAAUCUCGUGAAUAAUAUUCCUCUUGAUUUAUGGGCCCGUGUAAAUAGUGCGAUUUUCUUGAAUGUUUCUUCCUGUGCCGCGAGAUCGCCGCCUUUUUCGCCCGUGCCUCGGGCGUGGGUGUUUGAGGCGACAGAGUCGUGUUGCGGUGCUGUUGUAUGUGCUGAGGGAAAACACGGACAAUGAGAACUUCGCGACGAUUGUACACGAGGGAUCGGGUCUCGCGAGUACACGUGUGUGUAUGUGUGUGUGCGCGCGCGCGCGCGCGUACGUGUGCGCACGUUUUACUUAUCGCUAUUAAUAAGGAGCCAAAAACAACUCAACUCGCGGAGUUAAGCGUGUAUCGGCGUAAAGAAUAAACGAAGGAAAUGCUUCGCAGAGCUGCCGGCGCCCGUAAAGACGCACCCCCGCUCGCAGCUUCCCGCGAUUCAUCAAAGAUUUAAUGUUUAUCAUAUUAGCCUUUGGCGCUGGCUCUGCGCGCUACCGCGCUCGUGAUUUUGCGCCUCGCUUUAACUCGCGCGAGCUUUGCAACCCUUGCGAGCGAAAAUUCGGAUAUGCUGUAACCGAGUGAAAAAAAUUAAUAAUCCUAUUACUGUCAUUGCGGAUAGCAAUAAUGAUGAGACAAAAAUGAGUGAAACGCUGGAAUAAAUUGGUCGAGGCGCUCGACGCGGGUCCACGCGAGCCUUACACAUACACAUACACACGCAAUACACGCACGAUCGAUAUCGCGCAUUCAUCAUCGAACAGUCGUCCCCGAACGUGCGAAAUUUGUCACGGCCGCCGGCGAGACACGCGACGCGAGAGACGCACGCGAAAUCUAUUAUCGGCAAAAUCGGGGGAUAUGAAAUUUAUCAGGAAUCCGAGACGCGUUCAGAUGCGUGCUUCGCCGGCGCGGGCGAAGGGGGAAGAUUGCUCAGAGGCACGAUUUUCUCCCGCACGUCAAUCCGUCUUUCUUGCAGACGACACUUUCAACGUGGUGAAAUCCGCACGCGCCCCACGUCGAUUGGAAAACGUAAGGAAUCGCCGGGCGAUGUUUUAUCUGGACAGAAGAGGCGAUACCACCGCUGCCGGCAGCGCGAAAUAUGACUCAUCGGUGCCGUCCAAUGGGAAAGAGAAUUUCGGCUGGUGGCUGAGCCAUUGGAAAAUCGCGCUGUCGCCCAGGUCGCGCUACGACGUCGACCAUCGAUCACCAUCCGGGUUGCCUACGUCGAUGUUGUCCUACAUCGACUCGGACGACUCGAGUGGCUGCAUCUUAGCGCAGAAACCGCCGGCCAGCCGGCAUUGGGAGGGCGAAAAAAUCGAGCUCCGUAUGUUCACGCGGGAUGAUCUGGAUGUCGAGCUGAUCGAGAGGAAAGCGCCUGGAGAAACGGACCGUUCGCCCACGAGCGUGACUGACGACGGGUGCAGCGCGAGAAACGAAUCGGAGCCCGGGGCCGUCCGCUGCAGUCCGGGAAGACAGAUUCGAUGUCAAGAGUACCGGAUCCCCGCGCCGUUUUCCCGCCGAUCGUCGAGGGCGAGACGCGCGCCGGAGGUCGAAAGUUGCCGGGCACGCUUGAGCUGCAGCCUCAUCGAUUCCAAGCGUAUCGGUGCCACGCAGUCGAGGACGAUUCCGGAGCUGCACUCUGCGCGCGCGAGGACGCGCGCGACCUCCUCGUCCGUAAUCGCGAGCUUGCGACACGCGGACGGCGCUUUCGCCGCGGAAGCGAGAUCGAGCGAGGAUCUCGCGGUCGAGCGGGACCACUGUGUGUCAAGUGCGGAAACCAUCAGCGGCAUCGGGCCGAACUGCGACAGGCUGAACGCCAACUGGGACGUCCGCAACGGGCCGGACACUCGUCUGUAUUCCUUGGAGGACACUUCGAGCGUACAGAGCAACGAUUGCAGCUCAGACACGCAGAGCAAACCGCCGAUGUGCCUCUGCGAUGAGCUGGCGAUCGCAUCGAACGACCGGGUCGCCGAUUACGCGAACCACCGAGACACCGCCGCCAUCAACGAAGUGGCGUCUAUCCUCGAGAGCCUUCAGAGCGAUCCCGAAAAGGCGACGGUCCUCUUGGAGGAGGAGGAUCGAUUCUGCGACUGCAAGUCCUCUCACGACCAAUUAACCAGGCUAGCUCUGGCUAUAGAGACGGACGCGGAGGAGGAGGUACCGGCGAUUCUCGACGAUCCGAAUAAUUGGCUACGCCAGCUGCGCGAUAAGAUAGAACGGCUGCAGCACGGCCACAAAGAGAUCCGCGGCGACAUACGCGGUUUACAUGGGGACUUUCAACGCGACGAGAGGAAACUUAGCGACGUGUCGGGCGACACGACGAGGCUGCGAGGCGAGAUCCGCGAACUGCGAUAUCUCGACGAUCUGCUUACGCUCAUACAGGGGGAGCUCGCGAGGAUAUCCAGGAGAAAUUGGCCGUUCGUCCUGGGCAACAGCGAGCCGCGCGAAGAAGUCAAUCUAAUCGUCUGAUCCUAAGCACGAGGAUGAACGAACGAACGAAUCGUCGCCGAAUGUCGUGAACAGUUGAUACGAAGAAUCUCGCGUGGCCCUCCUUCGUAAUUAGCACAAAAGCUCGACCAGUGAGUCUCUCGAGACGAACACGACAAUUUCAUCACUAGCCGGAUAGUCGACGCGUACGAUUCGAUGAGCGAUACUUCGUUCGAUGCGAUAUUUUCUCCGCACGGCGGUUCAUGAAAUCCGAAGAGGAACAGAAGCCACGCAUCCAUCUGAAAGAGAAAUCGCGCCGAUCGAGUCGCCUUGGUGUUGCGUCACUGUGAAUGAAAGUAUUGGCAGUGAUAGUGUAUUUUGUUACUAAACAAUUUAUUAUUUAUACGUCGCAUAUAUUUGGAUCCAUGUACACACAGCACCGAGUAAAAAAUUCCUAAUACGAUACAUUCGUGUCCUAUACGUUCGCCGUUUUUACGCUCUCUCUCUCUCUCUCUCUCUCUC